Messenger RNA from Solanum verrucosum, 2295 nucleotides. RefSeq names its product wall-associated receptor kinase 2-like. NCBI's taxonomy places the organism in Eukaryota, Viridiplantae, Streptophyta, Magnoliopsida, Solanales, Solanaceae. The record is from RefSeq and is a predicted model, not a curated record. Gene Ontology annotation, molecular function: calcium ion binding; polysaccharide binding; protein serine/threonine kinase activity. The transcript is spliced from 3 exons. Bases 1 to 2295 code for a protein of 764 amino acids. Gene Ontology annotation, biological process: protein phosphorylation; cell surface receptor signaling pathway. Gene Ontology annotation, cellular component: plasma membrane.
AUGGACCUAAAACACAUGAAUUUGCUUCCUUGCCAAAUUACUUCCUUUUACGCUUGUGUGCUGCUGCUACUACUACUACUGACAUUAGCCCCAGCCCAAAACACGACUAGUAGCACCAGCAUCAAAGCUGCAAAUACAACAAAACCAGGAUGCCGUAAGAGGUGCGGGAACGUAACAGUUCCAUACCCAUUUGGUAUUGGCUCAGAUUGCGCCAUUAACUCAGGGUUCGAGGUUAUCUGCAACGUUUCGACUGAUGGUACUCAGAAACCUUUAAUAGGAAGCAUUGAGGUGUACGACAUCUCUGAUGCUGAAUUGCGCGUCGAGAAUGCCAUCGCUUGGAGAUGUUAUAAUGAAAAUGGAUCUAUGUACCGUGAAAAUCUCAAUUGGAUGUAUUUGGGGGGCUCAAGUUAUCCCUAUAGUUUCUCUGCAAGGAACAUGUUUAUCUUGGUCGGUUGCGAUGACAAUGCCCUCAUCACGGGCCCAAACUUUGGGUAUAACUGCUCCACCAGCUGUACCAGCUCGAACGACGUGAUUGACGGUAAAUGCAUGGGUAAUGGCUGCAAUCAGGUGCAUUUGCCCAGGGGCUUUAAAAAUUUUACACCAAUUAUUUCUAGCACACGAAACCACACGGAUGUUUGGGAUUUUAAUCAAUGUGGGUAUGCAUUUCUAGGCGAGGUAGAUCGAUUCCAUUUCAGGGGCCUAGAGGAUGUAAGUAAUGUUACUACCUUUUAUAAGAGUAUUAUGGCUAGUGUGCCCAUUGUGCUCGACUGGGCUAUCGGGGAUUUCACAUGCACACAAGCGCAAGAUGGCAAGGAUUAUGCUUGCAAGGAAAAUAGCGAGUGUGUUGAUUCAGAUGCUGGUUUUGGUGGCUACCGCUGCAGCUGUAAACCAGGUUUUCAGGGCAAUCCAUAUCUCACUGCAGGCUGCCAAGAUGUUGAUGAAUGUUCUGAUCCAAGCGCCAAUACGUGUGAAAAGAACUGCACAAACACCCCAGGGAGUUUCUAUUGUUCUUGCCCCGAUGGAUAUACCGAUGAUGGCAAAAAGGAUGGUCGUAGUUGUAUUCCUCCCUACUCUGAUCAUCAGUCCCUAUGGACGAAGUUCUCUCUAGGUACUGGAGUUGGGUCAAUCUCCCUAGUGGUUGUGAUAACAUUGCUCUACUUUUGCAUCAAGAAAAGAAAGUUGAUUCAAGCCAGGGAGAAGUUUUUCCAACAAAACGGUGGUUUACUAUUGAAGGAAAGAAUAUCCACAAAAGAGGGCGCUGUGGAAGCAACAAGAAUUUUUACAGCUGAGGAGCUCAAGAAAGCUACAAAUAAUUAUGCCAAUGACAGAAUUCUUGGUCAUGGUGGAAAUGGGAUUGUAUAUAGAGGUGUGCUACGUGAUACUCGCAUAGUUGCCAUUAAGAAAUCUAGAACUGUGGAUGAGAGUCAAAUUGAGCAAUUUAUCAAUGAGGUGCUUAUUCUCACUCAAAUCAACCAUCGAAAUGUGGUGAAGUUCUUUGGGUGUUGUUUGGAAGAUGAAGUUCCUUUAUUGGUUUAUGAGUAUGUCUCUGAAGGAAAUCUGUACGAGCACAUUCACAACCAACGUGGAGCGGGUUGGUUAACUUGGCAAAACCGUUUGAGAAUUGCAGCAGAGAUAGCCACUACACUUGCUUAUCUUCAUUCAUUUGCGUCCAUGCCUAUCAUUCAUAGAGACGUUAAGUCUGCCAACAUAUUGUUGGAUAAUAUUUACACAGCUAAGGUGGCAGAUUUUGGAGCAUCAAGGUUAAUUCCUCUAGAUCAGACACAUGUGGCUACAUUGGUUCUAGGGACAUCAGGUUAUUUGGAUCCAGAAUAUUCUCGCACGAGUCAACUGACGGAGAAAAGUGAUGUUUACAGCUUUGGAGUACUUCUGGCAGAACUUUUGACAGGGUUGAAACCUAUUAUUAGAGCUAGAAGUGAAGAGAACAAGAAUUUGGCCGAUUUUUUUGUGUUGUCCAUGAACUCGAAUAGCUUGUUUCAUAUUAUUGAUCAUCGUGUUUUGCGGGAAGGGAGUCUUGAGCAACUCCAAAAGAUGGCUGAGCUGGUGAAGAACUGCCUUCAGCCGCAUGGAGAAGAUAGGCCUACAAUGAAGGAUGUGUCUAUUGAACUUGAAGGUUUGAGGAAGGUAACCGGAAUCUCUUCGUCUAGUCAACAUGAACAGGAAGAAUAUGAUCAGGAUGAAAGAUCAGAUCUUUACACAGUUCCCAUUAACUCCUAUGAAAAUACCCCCAAUUCAGAUAGUUCUCGUAUAAUGCAUCCUACAUACAGUCCAAGUUGA